UUGGAAGAUAUACCUGUGACAAUUGAAUUACGGCAGGUUACCGACUAUUACAAUAGCGGAAAAUUGUUGGCCUAUUUUGAUGGGAACGCUCGCGAUUUUUUCAUGCCCUGUCCUACCCUCUGCAGCACAGUGGGCAAAAAUAGAGAACUAUUGAUGAUAAGAACAAUAGACUUUCCAGGAGUUUCUCCAAGAGUAGAAUUCUCAACAACUACGCAAAUUAGCCCUGCGUCUUACUAUCCGGAAAAGAGGAUACAGCAUGAUAAAACGACUGGUAUUAAAACAGCUCCUCCAGAAACUAAUGGUUUUCUAGAGGGUCCCCAUUAUACUCGACCCACCUUGAAUAGCAUUUUGAGAAGUGCCUGUCAAAGGCAAAGAAGUCUAAAGAAGAGUUUAACCUCUAGAAGUCAGAGUGGAAAACCCGAAUAUUCAAAACGAUUAUAUUCACCCCUAAGAAGCUCCCUAAAUCUGCCCCGACAUACUGAGGAAAAGACACUUCCUUGUCCUGGAUGUUCUUCUGAUUGCAUUUGUACUAUGAGACGGACCAAAUCCUACACGUCGCUGCACGAUUUAGACCUGAAAACUGCCCAGGAACGAAGUGAACGCUAUUGGCAGUUGUAUCGUUAUUGGCAACGUGAAGUGGACAACCUUCGCAGAAGUCGUGGAUAG
Messenger RNA from Rodentolepis nana, 666 nucleotides. The record is from the annotation of a GenBank genome assembly. NCBI's taxonomy places the organism in Eukaryota, Metazoa, Platyhelminthes, Cestoda, Cyclophyllidea, Hymenolepididae.